Molecule: messenger RNA, 1069 nt
Organism: Mytilinidion resinicola
Lineage: Eukaryota; Fungi; Ascomycota; Dothideomycetes; Mytilinidiales; Mytilinidiaceae
Product: concanavalin A-like lectin/glucanase
Exons: 4
Coding region: 92-1069 (325 amino acids)
Biological process (GO): carbohydrate metabolic process
Molecular function (GO): hydrolase activity, hydrolyzing O-glycosyl compounds
Source: RefSeq, a predicted model, not a curated record
CAUACUUUCAGUCACCACAGUAUAUUCAUCCUCGAUCGUGCAGUCAGUCACUCGUUCACGAUCGAGCAUAGCAGCGCACACCGCCGUAGUCAUGCGCUCAUCCACCUUCCUUCCACUCUUUAGCAUGUUAGGCGCCUUCCGUGCUCUCUCACUAGCCGACGACCCAAGAACGAACCCCGCCAAAGACAACUCACCCAACUGCUCUUGCUACACCGUCGACGGCGGUAAUGACACAGCUUACUUCACAUUCCACCGCUUCUGGGACUUCCGCAACUUGAGUCCGGACCACUUGACCAGCGACGCAUGGAACGCGGACUGGUGGAUACAGAACUGGACCUCUCCUGCGUCGUCGGACUCUCCGCUAGAGCGAAUCAACCUGGUGGAGAAUGUGGGAAUAUUGACCGGCAAAAAUGGAAACGGCACAGCGCUAACACUGAAUACCUAUCGCAACAACUCACAUACCCAAUUCACGGCCGAAAUCCAAAGCAUGCAGCAGAACAUCAAACAUGCCAGCAUCCGCUUCCACGCGCGGGUAGUGGGGAGCAAUGGGUCUGAGGCUAGCAAAGGCGCCUGCGCUGGCCUAUUCACUUGGUCCAAUGACGAUAAUGAGAGCGACAUCGAGAUCUUAACGCAGGACCCCUUGGGCACGAUCAGAUACACCAACCAACCCGACCUCGACAAAGCCGGCAACGCAAUCCCCCAAGCCUCCAUCACAUCCACCGCGCUGCCCCCCUGGUCCCUCUUCCACACGCACCGCAUCGACUGGCUCGCCCACGCCACCCACUGGUUCCUCGACGACGCCCUCGUCGCGGCAAACACCUACAGCGUCCCCCAACGACCGUCAGGCAUCUUCAUGAACCUCUGGGGCGAUGGCGGCAGCUGGACGGGGGAGAUGGCGCAGGGGGGCAGCGCGGUGCUGGUGCUGGAGUGGGUCGAGGCGGUGUUUAAUACGAGUGGGCCGGUGAAGGGGCCGGGGAAGCGGGCGGAGGGGAAGUGUGGGGUUGUGUGUCGGGUGGAUGGGGUGAGGGAGAUUGGGUGGCCGGAGGUGUAUCCUAAUUCAAAGAACUGA